Molecule: messenger RNA, 979 nt
Organism: Oryctolagus cuniculus (rabbit)
Lineage: Eukaryota; Metazoa; Chordata; Mammalia; Lagomorpha; Leporidae
Source: RefSeq, a predicted model, not a curated record
AUGCCCCUUUGCAAGGCCCUAAGGUGGGGGCUCUGCAAUGCUGCCGCCCCCUCCCCAGAAGACUCCACCUUGGCAGCGGUGCAUCCUGUGCUGUUUCUGGCAGGCAUUGUGGUCAAACAGUGUUUGGCAGCAGCCGCUCUCCCUGGGCUGGGCUGCGUGGAGGAGGAGGCAGCCCUGCAGGGCGGGCCCAGGGCUGGAAGUUGGAGAGGAAGGCGGAGGACGACGCCUGCCCCGGCGUUUGCGUUUCCUGGGGUUGUUCCCACCCGCGGGCCUCUGAUUGCCGCGUGUGUCUUGCGUGAGUCCUUUGCAGGCAGUGGCCUGUGGGACCCGAGCAAAAGGGCCGAGGGUCGCGGUUCGCCGGGAGUUCUCGACGGGUCCCGCUCGCAUCACCGCGAGAGCUCCCGAGUGAGCGUAGCCGCUGCAGACCGCGGAGCUGGGGCCCGGAGCUGCUGUCCGUCCGGCUGGCGCAACGGUCGUCAGGGCCGGAGCCUGGGUGCCCCCGCCCUCCUUCCGGCACACUGCCCUGCACGGAAAAGUGCGGGAGCCCGGGGCGGGCCGUGUUCCCGCUGCGUACCGGGGCAGAAGCCUUCCCGAGGCGCGGUUUCCCGGAUCUCAGCUGCUAGCAGACGGGAAAGUGGCUGGAGCCCCCUCCGACUCCGGCGCCCCUGCCCACCUGGUCCGGCUGCAGGAGAAGCAGGUCUGGUGGGACGUGGUCGCGAUUGGCGUCCCAGGCCCAGUAGCUACGCCGCAGGACAGGAUGGGCUGCCUGUUUUUAAAGGGCUCGCGCAGACAUCAGCAGCAUCUCCCCAGGCCUUCCUAUCUUGGUUUGACCCCAAGCAAGGCUGACCCCAGCGGCUGUGGGGAUUCUCUGCGUGGGAGAUUACUUGAUGGACAUCUAUUUCCAGUUUUCCUCUUAUUGAAAUAGUGAUGUGAUAAGUAUCCUUGGACAUACUCAUAAAUAAACAUUUUUGUAUGUUUA